CCAUUACUACUUUAUUACACACUCUGCUCAUCUAGCAACACUCUGUUGUCACUGAUUGCACGAGUGCAAGAAUUGUGCGAGGAAUGGGCGUUGGCGAAUAGCAGAGAGUGCGUCGACAACGGGAGCAGCAAAAUUGGCAGCGGAAGUGGAAAUUCACUGAGGCAGGAUGAACAUGACGAAGCGAGUGAGGCGACGUUUACCCUGAAAUAUUUGGGAAGCACGCUGGUGGAGACGCCCUCCAGCGAGGAGGCCACCGCUGAAGCAAUCAAGACGGUCAUUACUAUGGCCAAAGCCAGUGGUAAAAAAUUGCAGCGGGUUGCCUUGGCUGUCAGUUUACGCGGGAUUCGGAUGACCGACUUGGCUACCGAAGAAGAUCAACUUCAAGUCUCGAUAUACAGAAUUUCAUAUUGUUCAGCAGACGCGACCCACGACCACGUUUUCGCGUUCAUAGCAACAAACUUAAACGAAACAAUGGAGUGCCAUGCAUUCCUGUGUCCAAAACGGAAAAUGGCACAAACAGUAACACUGACCGUGGCGCAAGCAUUCAACACGGCUUACGAAGCCUGGCAACAGUCGCAAUCAGAUUCAAGGAUCCAUCAUACCUUAGACAAAAGCAGCAAUUCCAGUGGAUUGGCUGCUGGCAAUUCAUCCCAUCAAGAUAAAUCAUUAAUGAAAUCAAUUGACGCAGAAAAGCAAGAAAAUGAAAGUAACCAAAAAAACGAAAAGAAUUUACUAAUUGAUUUGUCCAAUGAAAUAAAAUCAACUGAUAAAUCAUGGGUCUGCUUCGAGGAUGACGCGACAACAGAGGUGAAAAAAGUUCCGAAAAAAACGAGCAACAACAGCAUACCAAUGACAACAAUGAGACACGCGAGUAACACAAAUCAUCAUGUUAUGCCGCGGCCAUCACCGGGAUUCAAAGUGCAAAACGCCUGGGGUGAAUCACGAUCUGUCGACCUCAUAUGCUCGUAG
This is a messenger RNA of Cotesia congregata, 969 nucleotides long. NCBI's taxonomy places the organism in Eukaryota, Metazoa, Arthropoda, Insecta, Hymenoptera, Braconidae. The record is from the annotation of a GenBank genome assembly.